CGGGGAUGUUGCGCCUUGCGGGGCUCCGCGCCUCCGCAGGCCUGGCCGCCGCGGCCAGGGCCCCCGCCGCCCCUCGCCCCCCGGGCCUCCGCCUUCGUCUCCUCCGCGCCGCGACCAUGGAGCGCCCCGCUGCGGAUUUUUGGGAUGCCAGAGAUUGAAACUAGGGCCUUGUUCAUAUGAGGUACUAUACUUCUGAGCUAUCUCCCAGAGUAAGAGAAAUAAAUUCCCAUGAAUGUGAAAGCGUGUUAAGCAAAGACAAAGUCUCAGGGGAAUUAGAAGGCAGCACUGUGGACUCUCUGACGGACAUGCCGUUUGCUACUGUAGAUAUUCAAGAUGAUUGUGGAAUCACUGACGGACCUCAAGCAAAUUCAAAGAGAAGCAAAGAAAAUGAAGGCAUCAAGAAUGAGCACAUAAAGAAGAGGAAAAAACCCUCGAAAGAUUAUCAACCCAACUAUUUCUUGUCUGUUCCGAUCAUCAACAAAAAGAUUACAGCAGGAAUUAAGGUCUUGCAAAAUACGAUACUACAACAGGAUAAACGACUGGCCAAAGCCAUGGUUGGUGAUGGUUCCUUUCAUAUCACCUUGCUGGUGAUGCAGUUAUUAAAUGAAGAUGAAGUAAACAUUGGUACUGAUGCGCUUUUGGAACUGAAGCCAUUCAUCGAGGAAAUCCUUCAAGGGAGGCACCUGACUUUGCCCUUCCAGGGUGUGGACACUUUCCGAAGUCAGGUUGGCUUUGUGAAGUUAGCAGAUGGAGAUCAUGUUAAUACCCUUACAGAGAUAGCAGAGACUGCACAAAGAAUAUUUCAAGAAAAAGGAAUCCUGGCAGGAGAAAGCAGAAGUUUUAAGCCUCACUUGACCUUUAUGAAACUGUCAAAAGCACCAGUGCUCAGGAAGCAGGGAGUGAAAAAAAUAGAGCCCGAAUUGUAUGAACAAUUCAUCAACCACAGAUUUGGAGAAGAAAUUCUGUACCGGGUAGAUCUGUGCUCCAUGCUGAAGAAAAAGCAAAGUAAUGGUUACUACCACUGUGAGGCUUCCAUUGUGGUUGGUAAGUGCCGUUGAAAACAUCGUUCAACA
Messenger RNA from Alexandromys fortis (reed vole), 1073 nucleotides. Its product is annotated as A-kinase anchor protein 7-like. Gene Ontology annotation, cellular component: cytosol. The record is from RefSeq and is a predicted model, not a curated record. Gene Ontology annotation, molecular function: protein kinase A regulatory subunit binding. Bases 177 to 1058 code for a protein of 293 amino acids. Lineage: Eukaryota; Metazoa; Chordata; Mammalia; Rodentia; Cricetidae. The transcript is spliced from 8 exons.